AUGAGCUGUGACUGUGUUGACAGUGAGGAGGAGAUGAUGAUUCUGAUCUGUACCAAGUCUGGUCUACCAAUUUUUGACAACGUUUCAAAUAAUUGGUUGAUGAGGUUCCCAAGCAUCUUACCGUUCUCUGUCGAAGCCUCUCGAGUAAUGGUGCAAACAAUCAACCAGAUACUUGCUGACAAACAAGGAGAGGAAGCACGACUCACUAUUGAGGCAUUUCUCCGAAAGGGACAAGAAGAUGGAAGCAAUGAAGGGUGGCAAUUGCUGCAAACGAUUCAUCUCCUUUCAGCCAUUGACUCAGAGAUACUAUGGGGUAUGGUGAAUACAGGGCUGCCUUUAAUUCUUCUAAAAUGCCUGGAUCUCUUCCUGACUUUUCCAUCGGAAAACAAGACUGCAGUAAGGGAAACACAGACACAAGACAAGAGUACUUUAUUUGAAGAAACUAUAACCCAUGUGAUGGUUAAUUUGUGUACCCAAGUUUCUGCUGUGGAGGCAAUGAUUCAAAAUGAUGACCUUGGGCGUCUCAUCUUUGCAGUUGUCUCCCAGUGGGACCAGUGUUCUUCCUGGAAGAAGUAUACAUCUCAUGUACUGCGGGCAAUUUCAAAAACACCUUCUAAAAAUACUGUCAGAUACCUUCAUGACAGUAAUAUUGUGCAGAAGUGCAUUCAAAGUUUAUCAGCGAUGGCCAGCAGACUGCCAGUCUCUGUUGCAGCUCAGGCAGCUGUCAAUAUCAUCUGCUUUGUGAAGGAUUCCUGUCAGAUUUCUGCAGAGUUACUUGCUGAUUUUGAGAAGAAUGAGGGUUACGAACUGCUGAAUAUGAUGUUGCUUGGGUUUGAUAAAGAGCUGAAAAAUGAAGAAGAAAAAUCUGUGGAAGAGCUUCUUGAUUUUCUGAGUUCCCUUACAACCUAUGGAGAGAAAGAACUCAAGGUGGUGCCCUCUAUUACCGGCUCACAGUUUCCUACUUUUAAGUUUCAACAGCCACCAAAGUCAGGUACUACUGUGAAAAAUCUCCAGGCUUUCAAAGUUUUGCAGACGGUAUUUUUAAAUUCUAAUUGUUCCCUCAUUUCAUCAAUUAUCCUGGACAGAAUCAGGAAGAUCUGGACCUGGAAUAAAGCCAAUUUCUUCCUUCUGGAAUGGACACAGCAAGCUUUCUUCCAAUUUGCAGAGGUGAUUUACCUCAAGUCAGAGACGGUACAGAUUCAGUAUUUUCAAAUGUUGCGGUUUGUUGUAUUUGAUCUGUCUUACAUACCCCAUGAGAUCUUUUCAAGAGUUCAAGCCAUAAUUCGAGAGAACCUCUCACCAGUUUGUGCCUUGCUGGCACUUAAAUGCGUGCUAGAUAUCACCAAAUAUGAUCCAUUGCUCACAAUUGUGUUCCGAGAAACCAGACUUCUGGAGAUGCUCCUUACACGUCUUCAGAGGCACGCAAAAAUGCUGAGGAAAACAGGGAAAAGUGGACCUUCUGAUGAUCAGCAGCACCAGAGAGAGACCUUAAGUUUAAUGUUAAAAGUUGUGGCAACCAUGCUUCAAGGCUCAGUGAGAAAUAUUGUGAUUCUCCGAGAGUAUGGGAUGAUCCCCUACAUCAAAAUUUUUCUCGAUGACAAAUCCUAUCGAGGCCAUGCACUAGACAUCUUAGAACAGCUGUUCAUUGUAAAUGCAGAGGAGUACAUGCGUGUGAUGAUAGGAGUGCUGUGUUCUGCCACCCAGGGGGAAUUCAUGUUGAAACUUGACCUUUUGCAGUCCCUAUUAUAUAUUCUUGGAAUGCCAAAGGCAUGCUCUGCAUUCAGGACUGCUGGAGGAUUUAAUGCAUUGCAGUCAGUGUUGGCCGACAUGGAAGGAGCUUUAUGUGACCCCCCUUCAGCUCAGUGGAGCUCAGUGGAUCAGAAUGACAUAUGGCACCUUAUCGAAAUGACUCUCUGCACUCUAACUGUUGCCAUGCACUCUGACCCUGUCAAUUGUUACUUCUUCAGAACACAGGGUCACUUUGACAAAAUGAUAGACGACUUCAAGCUUUUUGGUUGCUUCAGCGAUAAAAGUGAAAGGUCAUGUUAUCCAUUGGAUGUCAGUGCCUGCAGAAAGUUCAACGAGCUUGUAGAUUUGGCCUACUGUUCCACAGUGGAUAUUCCAGCAUCGUUGAGGAGUUGUGCGAAAAUAUUUGGAUUUCUGGAUCAAAUGGCAAAAGACACAUUGACUUCUCCCCGUUGGCUUUCUGGAAAAUUGCAUCCUUCAAGUCCCAGUGAAUCAAAAAACCAAAAUGAUGCUCAACAACAAAUGAGGAUUCUCUACAAUGCACUUGAUACCAGUGAGAAGGAUACAGAACAUCUGGCUGUUGGUGAUCCAGAUACCAGUAGGUUGCCUGCAGACCCUGUGAUUAUCCACCCAGGCGCUAUUUGUGUCAUGAUGCAUCUGCUGCCAAAUAUUAGCUGCAAAGAUGUUCCACAGCUGUCCCUGGAGCUGCAAUAUGCAAUCGCCGAUUAUGUUCUAUCACUUGUCAAAUCAGAAAGGAGCCGCCAGACCAUGUGUGGAUCUAACCUUUUGCAGGUCUUGGUGAACUGCUUCAAGGAGAUAUUGGCUGACAAUUCCAACCCUCUGCACUUUCCCCUUAUCAGGAUCUUCGAGAAGCUGGCAUGCCAGGCAAUCAAUCCACCAGUCUUGAGGGACUUCUUGCGCCUUGGUGAUCCACUGAAUUGUGCGAUUGGAAAAUCUCAUAAACAUCAAACCACGUUGUCCUGGCACCAGGUGAACUCCAAAGAGACAGACAGAGGGAAAAGCCACACUCGAAGAAGCUCACUUGUGGCAAAGAGCAAACCAUUUCUGGCUUAUGGCCUAUCCCACCUGCCAAAGCAUCUGACGAUCCCACGGCAUCGGGUGAUGAGCUUAGUUUCCAUGAUGUCCUCCCGACACUUCCACUCAACAACAUCAACUGUUGCGCCCUGCUUUACGGAGUUUGACAUGUCUGUCGUCGGCUAUGGGUGUUGUUUUUUACCCACACUGGCCACGGUGUUGGGGUCUAAUACUGAUUCUCCGGUGGUUGGUGGAAUUGGGAAUGGUUGCCGGGGAUUUCCACCACCUGUUGGCUUGACAUACUCCACAUGGUUUAUGAUUAUCAGCUUCAGUUCCGCUGCUGAUGCACAUCCCAUUCGAUUCCUGACUCUCUUCCGGCACAUGUCGAAGAUGGAAAGAGAUUACACUUGUUUAUCCAUCAGCAUUUCAGCACCUGGUAACCAGCUGGUCAUUUCCACACAGGAGGAGGUGUUUGAACCAUUGGAAUGGAACAAAGUAGAGCAAGACCAACAGCCAUCUGCACUCACUGCCGUUGAGUUCGAUAUUUCCAGGUACUUGGUUAUCGGUCAGUGGCACCACUUGGCUGUGACACUAAGCAAAGAUGUUCGAAAAAACAGCACCGUCUUCGCCUACUUAAAUGGAAAAGUCAUUGGAACGGCAAAGAUGCAGUACAUUCAGACAUUUCCAGGGAUGCAUUUCUCUUUGGAUUCUUCAGCUGUCAUUGACGUUCACGGACUUGUUGGGACUCCCCAGAUCUGGAAGCAGAGAUCUUCCUUAGUCUGGCGUCUCGGCCCUACUUAUCUCCUUGAAGAGGCGAUUUCUUCGGAGAGUGUUGAAUUCAUUCACCAACUGGGGCCAAAUUAUUUAGGAAACUUUCAGUCUGUUUAUUUACCAGUGAAUGAUUUGACCAAUUCACCAGUGCCUUCAAUUCUUGUGGCAGAGGAGAAAGUGUCCUUUGGCAUCAAUGUAAUAUCUUCAGAAGUGAUGACCAUAACAGAUAUAAGAAAAACAUAUAAUGAAGUGGACAGCCGAUUAAUAUCAAGUGAGUUGGGAAUUUCAUCACGAGAUGAUGCAAUGCCCAUUAUUAUGGUGAAAAACACAGCCAGCCAUCUCCCAGGACCUGCCCGAACAAUUGGGGCACCACUUGCAAGCUUCUUUGGAGUCAGAACAUUCAUUUCCAAUCCUGCUGCCAACUGUUUGCAAUCCCUCGGUGGUCCCGCUGUGAUAUUAGGCUUGGUUGCCAUGGCAUCCGAUGAUGGUGAAAUGUAUGCAGCUAUUAAAGUUCUGAUUUCUGUCCUGAACAGCAGUACAUUGUGCGAACAAGAGAUGCAACGCAUUAAAGGCUACAGGCUCUUGGCUCUGCUGCUGAAGAAGAAGGCCCGGUUGUUAAACACCAUGAUUUUUCAGCUUGUGCUGACCAUAGUUGGGACGGUUGAGCUGGGCCAAGGGAGCUCAACAGUGCAGAACCUGAGCGCUUUCAGAGACCUGCUUUGUAAUUUUGAGAUUUGGUCGCAUGCACCUGAGAAACUUGACCUUCUGCUUCUCAAACACUUUGUGGAACUUCUCCAAAGCAGUGAUGGAUGCAGAAAUGCUGAAGUAAUACACAGGCUUAAGGUGGCACAGACUCUUGUCUUUCUCCUGAAUGAUCCAAGUAACACCAGAACAAAGGUUCACCUCAUGCAAACUAUCCUUGCCCACUUGCUGGAAAAUUGCUUCAAUAUGACAGAUUUUCUCAGGAUUGGACUCUUCCUUAUCUACACAUUGCCUCCAGCUUCGAUGAGUGAAAAAUUUAUUUCUCUGGAAACUGUUUCUGAUCCAUCAAUUGAUGUCAUAAAUCAAGUUUCUGGAAGGACAAUAUGGCUAAGAAAUCAGCUGUUGAAGACACUUUUGGAUGUCUUGAGUUCAGAUCACCUCAAAAUGAAUUUGAAAGAUCAGGAGAAAAUGUUCACGUCUCUGGGGCCUGAUUGGUUCUUUCUCUUCUUGCAAGCACACCUUCACCCUACCACUGUGAUCCUGAGUACAAGACUAAUGCUUCACUUCCUGUACAACCCAGUGCUACUUGCUAAGUUCAGAGAAGGCAUGGCAGGGAAUGUUUGGCUGGAAAACAGUACAGCAGACUGCAAUAUCUUAAUGGACAAUAUAAAAUCUCAGCCCCCUCCCUGCACUAAGACUCCAUGCCUGGUUCCUGGAUUGGAAAUGAUCCAGAUGUUUUUGAAUCAUCACGUUGCCAUACCGCAGCUGUAUGUUCUCUUGGCUGCACUUGUCUUACAGAAGCCACUCAGCGAGAUUCCAGAAGAUUUGGAGUUGGACCUUGACACAAGGAUGACUUGGCUUCUUGAACAAGUGAGACCAAACGCAAAGGAAAAGUCCAUAAAAAUCCAGAAUGGGUUGUGCCUUGAAGCUGCUCUGAUCCUACUCAGGAUGGUGAGAACCAUAUUAAGCAAGCCUGUUUCAGGAACUGAAGACUCUUGGGAGGUCACCUACCCGAACAGCGUGAUGCAGUUCUUUUCUCUUGCCUACAACUGGUUCCCGAUGGACCCUCUAUGGAAGUCUGCAGAGUUUCUUCAGGGCUUGUCUGCUGCUGCUUUUCAUAUGGAUGAGUUAUCCAGUCAUAUGGCUGUUUCAGGAAAACCACUGCAGGAAAAGGCAACUUGUAAAGCUGACACACAGCUCCAAAUAAACACCCACCCUGCCCUGAAGCACGUGAAAGAUUUCAUCCAUUUUCUCCUUCUGGACAGCCUGUUCAACAUUCCUGCAAACAAGAUGCAGCAUCCGGUGGAGAUUCUGAUCGAGGGGUUACCGGAGAAAGUCAGUGAAGAGCAGAGGAAGACAUUCCAAACUGAGAUGUUGCUCUUCAUCAUGGAUGUAUUUCACAUUACCAUUGAGGAACAUCCUUUGGUAAAUCCCUUGUUCAGAAAUGGACCAGGUCAGACACAAGGCACCUCUGAGGGGAAAUUGGUCAUGCUGUUUGGAAACAUUACCUAUUUUGGCCAAAGAAUUGUUGACAAGUUGUAUUCCAGAAUGCUUGAUGUGAACCCUGAGCAGGUCCUUCAUUUCCUCACCAAACAGAUCUGUAAGGUGAUGGAGCUUGUUUAUUGCCAGAAAGAUCAAGUUGUGAGCAGCCUGUAUAGCAGUUUAAACAGAGCAAUCCUAUACUGCCUGUCGAGGCCUAGACAAUCGUCCAUGGACUUACUCAGCCUGUUGAACACUCUGAAAUUCCUGCAAGAACAAUGGGAUGUGAUUUUUGCAACAUACAACUCCAACUUGUCUUUCAUCAUUUGCCUCACCCAUUGCCUUUGUCAGAUUAAAACUGGAAGUUAUCCUGAGGGCUUUGGAGUGGGAACUGGCAGCAAAAAGGCCUCCUGGAUUUUACAAUCCACAGCAACCAGUGAGCAAUAUGAUGGAUCCUUCGAGUCUUUUCACACACACAAUGUCCAACGAGAGGUUUUCGAUUUGGUUGAAUGGGUGUGGAAUCAUCUCAUGGUACAGAGAAGAUCGAGCCUGGAGGACUGCUGCAAGAUUGACCUCUCUGUAAAGCAGGGCUCCAGUGAAAAGAUCAUUGACAUUUCUGAGGUCUCUCCUCUCUGGGAAGAGUCAGCAACAAAAGCAUGGCUACAAUAUAUCGCUUCAGAGAAGAAGAACAUCUGCAGUAAAAGUGUCCCAGCACAGGUUCAGCAGAAUAAAACAGAAUGGUUCUCCGAGAGCCUGUCAACAGCCGUGCGUUUGGUGGGCAAGCGGCUUUCAAGAGAAUCCCAUGAUUUAACUAUAAAGGAUUUCAUAAUCAGAAUGGAUGAAGAAAGGAAAAGUGGACAAGACGUGUUUGCCAGCCUUCACAUCGAACAUAAGCAGAUGCAGAAGUGCAUUCUGAACCGCGCAUCAAAAGACUGGGCCAAGGUUGAACAGCAGCUGCUUCAAGAGAGAGGAUUAUGGGGUCCUUCAUCAGGCUUCCAGCAGGGUGCCUGGAUUCUGGACAUGGCUGAGGGCCCCAGUCGAAUCAGAAAGAAGAUGAGACGACAGACUAUUUGCAUCAAUUACGCUCAUGGCGCCUGUCGAACCAAGGAAGCCAAAAGUGAAAUCAGUGAGAAACCUGGAUGUGAGCAGUUCUACCUAAAGUUAUGCUCAACAGAUGAACAUGUGGGAAGAACUGAAAACCAGUUGUACACAGCAGGGGAGAUCAAUAUCGAUGAAGAAGGCAUUGAUUGCACGCAGUUAACCUUCUUCCCUGCUCUUGCUGAAAGUGUCCACUCCGAGGAGUUCUUUGAGCAGUGUGUGGAGCGACAAGCCAUUCUCGAGAAUCUCGUUGAGAAAGAGAAGAUUGACCUGAAGUUCUCCCUCAUUGUUGCUGAGGACCAUUUGCUAAUGGAAAGUGUUCUGCUGUUUGGCAAAAGUCACUUUUAUAUUUGUGAGAAUUUCACACUGUCAUCAUCUGGCGAUGUAUACUGCACAAGGCACCAUCCUUCAAGUAUUAAUGAUUCCUACAUUUACGACAUGUGCAAUAAAGAGGCUGGUGGGAAAAUUCCAAAAUGUUCUAGAUAUCUUUGGAACGAUGUUCAAGAAAUCCAGCAUCGCCGCUUCCUCCUUCAGGAUAUUGCACUUGAAAUCUUUUUAAAGAGUGGAUUUACAAAGUUCCUCGUUUGCCAUAAAAAUGAUAAGAAAAACAUCUUAAAAAAAUUCUGCACUACGAUACCAUCCUUGAAGAAAGGAAAUCCUGAUUCCAUGAGGAACCUAGGAAAAACAUUGGUGGAUAAAGGCGUAAUUCAGAAAUGGCAGAAAGGAGACAUGAGCAACUUCGAGUAUCUCAUGUAUCUGAACACGUUGGCUGGGCGGACUUAUAAAGAUCUGAUGCAGUAUCCAGUGUUCCCCUGGGUUUUGGCUGAUUAUGACUCUGAGGAGUUGGACCUGACCAAUGCAAAGACGUUCCGUGACCUCUCAAAACCCAUGGGAGCACAAACAGAGCAGAGGAAGGAAAAAUUCAUCCAGCGAUACUUUGAAGUAGAUAAUGAUGGAAACCUGUCUGUAAGGUGUCACUACUGCACCCACUACUCAUCGGCAAUAAUUGUCGCUUCUUACCUCGUGCGAAUGGAACCCUUCACUGAGAUCUACUGCUCUCUACAGGGAGGGAGUUUUGACGUGGCGGACAGGAUGUUUUUCAACAUUAAGAAGGAGUGGGAAUCAUCAUCCAGGGACAAUAUGAGCGACGUGAGGGAACUCACCCCGGAGUUCUUCUACCUGCCCGAGUUCCUGCUCAAUCACAACAAGCUGGAGUUCGGCUCUAUGCAGGACGGGACUACACUAGGGGAUGUGAUUCUUCCUCCUUGGGCUAAAGGCGAUGCUCGAGAAUUUAUCCGGCUUCAUCGCAUGGCUUUGGAAAGUGACCAUGUCUCCACCCACCUCCAUCACUGGAUAGACCUCAUAUUUGGUUGUAAGCAGAAGGGUCCAAAUGCCAUUGAAGCAGUUAAUGUUUUCCAUCCUUAUUUCUACGAUGAUCAGGUUGAUCUUAAUAACAUCAAGGACCCAAUGAAAAAAGCUACCAUUCUUGGUUUUGUCAGUAACUUUGGGCAGAUUCCUAAACAGCUUUUCAGGAAAGCUCACCCUGCCCGUGCAGUCCCAGCGAAGUAUUCCUCAGGGAAGGACAGUCUCCAGUUUGCCUCCAUCCAGCCCUUUUUCUACCACCUACAGAACCUGAAACCCUCUGCUGUUCCCGUGAUAGCGUUAAUGAAUGGAGCCAUUGGACACAUCGUUGUCACUGAGAAGGAAAUCCUUGCUGUGGAGAAGAACUCUUUGCUCAUGCCACCUGUCUGGAACAAAACCUUCUCCUGGGGCUACGAUGACUUCAGCUGUUCCCUGGGAAGCUAUAGUAACAACAAGAGCCUGAUGGUGUUUGAAUGCCUGUCGAACUGGGGACAGUGCCUGUGUGCUGUGUGCCCAACGCCCACCAUGGUUCUUACCGGCGGGACGAGCAGCGUGAUCUGCGUAUGGAAAAUAUUGAGCAGCAAAGAAAAAUCGAAAAACAUGGUGUUGAAAGAGGUUCUUCAUGGACACACAGAAGCUGUCACUAGCCUGGCAGUAUGUUUACCUUAUAAUGUGAUUGUGAGUGGAUCACGCGAUAGGACCUGCAUCAUCUGGGACCUUAACACCCUGACCUAUCUCAGUCAGCUCCAACAGCAUGAAGCAGCAGUUUCCACAGUCUCCAUCAACAGCGUAACUGGGGACAUUGCUACCUGUGCAGGGACACACCUGUACCUGUGGACCCUCAAUGGCCAACCACUCGCAAGCAUCAACACAUCCGCGGAGCCAGCGAAGCAGAUUUUGUGCUGUUGUUUCACAGAGGUUCAGGAAUGGGAUCCUCGCAAUGUCAUUAUAACGGGACACGCAGAUGGCACGGUGCAACUAUGGAAGACAGAGUUUACAAGAGUAAAUGUCUCCAGGAGUGAUGGAGGGUACCCUGGAUCUCAACACAUAGUCCCAGAUUCAGAACAGCAAGCUGGUUAUCGAUGGGAACGAUGCCUUGUGCUUUGUCAGAAACUGAACAGAACCAGUAGGCAGUCAGGGAGGCAGAACACAAAGAGCCCUGCAGUCACAGCUUUGGCCAUCUCCAGGAACCACACAAAGUUAUACGUUGGCGAUUCAUGGGGCAGGGUCUACGCUUGGUCUGUUGAAAGCUGAGGAGGAACAGCGCAGGAGAUCAAUGGCGUUGGAUUCCAUAAAGGAACUGUGGCUUCCAAUGAAUCAGAAUCAGGUUUAAUAUCACUGGCGUAUGAUGUAAAAUUUGUUAACUUUGUGGCAUCAGUACAAUGCAGUACAUGAUAAACAUAGAAAAAUAGGAUUACAGUAAGUAUAUAUGUAUAUUAAAUAGUUAAAUUAAAAAUAAAUAGCGCAAAAACAGAAACAAUAAAAAAAAGUGAGGUCAUGUCACUGAUGAAUGUUUUGUCUGAAAAAGCACCUGUUCAGAGAGUUUCUUAUGUUUAUUCACAUUUGGAAUAAAGUGUUAAGUCCAACUGAUCCAGAUACUAAAUUGUUCCACAGAAAUAGACCAAGCAAGAUUCUAAUGGAAAACGAUUAAAAAAUUACAUUUGAAACUUUGAGACUAUGGAUGUUUCUGGAAUAUUAUAACCUAUUCAAUGAGGCAAUUGACAUUUGAAUGAGGAAUAGGAAAAUCUACUUUUUCAAGGUUUCAGGCUGUAGGUGAUUGAGCAUUGAAUGAGUUUAGCUGCUCCAAUUUUGAGGAAGGGUCAUUCGCUGAACUCACGGAAAACAGCCUGGAACAAGCUUGCUGAUCAAACAGUAAGAAACAUUUCACUGUAGCUCUUCUGUAAAGGAGAUAGUUUUGCAAAAACAAUCGGAUUUAUUGGAGGUAUUUGGGCAAACGGGGAUGGAGAGAUAUAGACCAUGAGCAGGUAGUUGUGCAGUUUAAAAUGACAUUAUGGUCAAAAUUCAGAAGCUUCUAAAUUCAAGGUAAAUUUGGUAUCAAAGUACACAUACUAUAUGUAACUGUAUACAACCCUGAGAUUCAUUUUCUAGCAGCCAUUCUCAGUAGAAGAAAGAAAUACAGUAGCUUCUAUGAAAAACUGCACACAAAGACUGACAAACAACCAAUAUACAAAAGACAAACUGUGCAAAUAAUAAAAAAUAAAUAAGCAAGUAAAUAAUACUGAGAAUAUGAGUGGUAGAGUGCUUGAAAAUGAAUCCAUCGGUUGUGGAAUUGGUGCAAUGGUCGGCACAGACAUUAGAAUCAGAUUUAUUAUCACUGACUUGUAUGAUGUGAAGUAUGGAGGUUGUGUUCCUGGGUCCAUCAAGGGCUGAAGGGUCGGUUGCUGUGUUGUAAUGUUUAAUGUUCUCUGUUCUGUGUUCUAGAAACUUAAGCAAAAUGCACUUCACAGAGAUUUUCAUUUGUACUACUGAAGGGUGAUACAUCAGUGUCAGAGUUUUAAUAAAGUUAUCAUCCUAAA
Hypanus sabinus (Atlantic stingray) is the source of this 10730-nucleotide messenger RNA. RefSeq names its product WDFY family member 4 (gene wdfy4). The transcript is spliced from 61 exons. The record is from RefSeq and is a predicted model, not a curated record. Gene Ontology annotation, molecular function: protein binding. The coding region runs from base 1 to 9447 and encodes 3148 amino acids. NCBI's taxonomy places the organism in Eukaryota, Metazoa, Chordata, Chondrichthyes, Myliobatiformes, Dasyatidae.